Galeopterus variegatus (Sunda flying lemur) is the source of this 1352-nucleotide messenger RNA. RefSeq names its product APEX nuclease (multifunctional DNA repair enzyme) 1 (gene APEX1). Gene Ontology annotation, molecular function: double-stranded DNA 3'-5' DNA exonuclease activity; DNA-(apurinic or apyrimidinic site) endonuclease activity; phosphoric diester hydrolase activity. The transcript is spliced from 5 exons. Gene Ontology annotation, biological process: base-excision repair. The coding region runs from base 132 to 1088 and encodes 318 amino acids. The record is from RefSeq and is a predicted model, not a curated record. Gene Ontology annotation, cellular component: nucleus. Lineage: Eukaryota; Metazoa; Chordata; Mammalia; Dermoptera; Cynocephalidae.
GGGGCAUAGCGUGUUCCAUUCUUUGUGCUCGGGUGAGGAGGAUCCAGGCUGAGAACGCAGCAGGCAACGCAGUGAAAAUAUUGCUUCGGUGGACAGCGUGGUACAGGGGCCGAAGGACCGUAGUUACAGGGAUGCCGAAGCGUGGAAAAAAGGGAGCGGUGGCAGAAGACGGGGACGAGCUUAAGACGGAGCCAGAGGCCAAGAAGAGUAAGACGGGAGCAAAGAAAAACGCUAAAGAGGCAGCAGGAGAGGGCCCAGUUCUGUAUGAGGAUCCCCCAGAUCAGAAAACUUCACCCAGCGGCAAAUCUGCCACACUCAAGAUCUGCUCUUGGAAUGUGGAUGGGCUUCGAGCCUGGAUUAAGAAAAAAGGUUUAGAUUGGAUAAAGGAGGAAGACCCAGAUAUCCUGUGCCUUCAAGAGACGAAAUGUUCAGAGAACAAACUACCAGCUGAACUUCAAGAGCUGACUGAACUACCCCAUCAGUACUGGUCAGCUCCUUCGGACAAGGAAGGGUACAGUGGUGUGGGCCUACUUUGCCGCCGGUGCCCACUUAAAGUCUCUUAUGGCAUUGGUGAGGAUGAACAUGAUCAGGAAGGCCGAGUGAUUGUGGCUGAAUUUGACACAUUUGUACUGGUAACAGCCUAUGUACCUAACGCAGGCCGGGGUCUGGUACGACUGGAGUACCGGCAGCGCUGGGAUGAGGCUUUUCGCAAGUUCCUGAAGGGUUUGGCUUCCCGCAAGCCCCUUGUGCUAUGUGGGGACCUCAAUGUGGCUCAUGAAGAAAUUGAUCUUCGGAACCCCAAGGGAAACAAAAAGAAUGCUGGUUUCACUCCGCAAGAGCGCCAGGGCUUUGGGGAAUUGCUGCAGGAUGUGCCGCUGGCUGACAGCUUUCGGCACCUCUACCCCAACACGGCCUAUGCCUACACCUUUUGGACAUACAUGAUGAAUGCUCGAUCCAAAAAUGUUGGUUGGCGCCUUGAUUAUUUCUUGUUGUCCCACUCUCUGUUAACAGCAUUGUGUGACAGCAAGAUCCGUUCCAAGGCCCUUGGCAGUGAUCACUGUCCCAUCACCCUAUACCUAGCGCUGUGACAUCUCCCCCAAAUCACUCUGAGCCUGGAAAACAAGCCCCACCCCACCCAAACUAGCAUUCCUUCCUUAAAAAUUAGAGUAUUUCUGCACUGUAUUUCUCUUUUAUAAAAAUAUGAAUCCUCCAGGUUCCUGUGACAAACAGGUUUCUUUUAAGCCCAAGUUUUCUGUUUCUUGGGUCCCCACCCCUUUUAAAAAAAUUAAAAGCUACUGAUGACUUCCUUUUAACUAGCCAUGUGAAAAUAAAAAGCCAUAGUUUCAGCCUUG